Molecule: messenger RNA, 2764 nt
Organism: Telopea speciosissima
Lineage: Eukaryota; Viridiplantae; Streptophyta; Magnoliopsida; Proteales; Proteaceae
Product: protein NLP7-like
Exons: 4
Coding region: 151-2733 (860 amino acids)
Molecular function (GO): protein binding; DNA-binding transcription factor activity
Source: RefSeq, a predicted model, not a curated record
UACAGCACUUUUAUUAAUUUGCUUUGACCAGGUAAUCCUGAUUCAGUAAUUGGUAAUCCUGUCACUGAUGAAGAUAAAAGAAAUCUCCUUCCAGUACCUCUUGGUUUGGUGCUGCAAGAGAAUCCAGAAGGAUGCUUGAUCAAAGGGAGGAUGAUGCAAGCGCUUCGGUACCUCAAAGAAUCGACAGAACAUGUUCUUGCUCAGGUUUGGACACCUGUAAAGAAUGGGGAACGCUAUGUACUGACAACUUCCGGGCAACCUUUUGUUCUUGAUCCGCACAACAAUGGUCUUCUUCAGUUUAGAACAGUCUCUCUGAUGUAUAUGUUUUCUGUGGAUGGGGAGAAUGUUGAGGAUCUGGGGCUACCUGGCCGUGUUUUCUGUCAAAAAUUGCCAGAAUGGACCCCAAAUGUGCAGUAUUACAGCAGCCAAGAGUAUCGACGACUUAAUCAUGCUUUGCACUACAACGUCAGGGGAACCUUGGCUUUGCCUAUCUUUGAAGCGUCUGUGCAGUCGUCCUGUGUUGGUGUGCUUGAGCUUAUAAUGACAUCACAGAAGGUUAAUUAUGCUCCUGAGGUUGAUAAAAUCUGCAAAGCUCUUCAGGCAGUAAAUCUAAAAAGUUCUGAAGUACUGGAUCUUCCAUAUAUGCAGAUAUGUAAUGAAGGUCGCCAAAAGGCCCUGGCUGACAUCUUAGAGAUAUUAACCCUCGUGUGUGAGACCCAUAAUUUUCCUUUGGCUCAAACAUGGGUUCCAUGCAUUCAUCACAGUGUUCUAGCCAAUGAUGGUGGUGUGAAGAAGAGUUGUACAAGCUUUGAUGGAAGCUGCAUGGGGGAAGUCUGCAUGUCAACUGAUGUAGCAUUCUAUGUUGUAGAUCCACACAUGUGGGGUUUCCGCGAUGCUUGUGCUGAGCAUCACUUACAGAAAGGGCAGGGAGUAGCAGGGAGGGCAUUUGCAUCCCAUAAGUCAUGUUUCUCCAGGGAUAUCACUCAAUUCAGCAAAACUGAGUACCCCCUGGUACACUAUGCACGCAUGUUUGGCUUAACUAGCUGCUUUGCUAUUUGCUUACGGAGUGCCCACACAGGCAGUGACGAUUAUGUUCUGGAGUUCUUUCUGCCACCUAGCAUCACAGACUGUAGAGAGCAAGAAGCUUUAUUAGAUACUAUCUUGAAAACAAUGAAGCAGCAGUCCCAGAGUUUAAGGGUUGCUUCUGGAAAAGAACUGGAAGAGGAGUGUAGAUCUGUUGAAAUUAUUGAAAAGUGUUCAAAUGAGAAACAUAACUCCAAAAUUGAAUGUUUUCAAGUGUCUCCUAGCACUAAAUCCCCUAUUGGGCAUGAAGGCUUACCAAAUAUGGUGGAGGUUGUGCAGCCAAAUCCAUUAGAACAGUGUAUAAUAGACAGCUAUGCUCUGAAGGAUGAAGAGAGUCUGGCUAAUGCUGAUGAAAGCCACACUGCUGUCACUUUGUUGGACAAUAAAGUCAUAAAGAAACCAUUAGAGAGGAGUCAUGGCAAGACAGAGAAGUCAAUCAGUUUAGAGGUCCUCCAACAAUAUUUUUCUGGUAGUCUUAAAGAUGCUGCAAAGGGUAUUGGUGUUUGCCCUACUACCAUGAAACGAAUUUGUAGGCAGCAUGGAAUUUCCCGGUGGCCUUCUCGUAAGAUCAACAAGGUUAAUCAUUCUCUGACCAAGCUGAAACAUGUCAUGGAAUCUGUCCAAGGCACUGAAGGAGCAUUAAGUCUGACUUCUCUGGUGACAAGUCCAGUUCCUGUUGCUGUUGGUUCCAUUUCUAGGCCUGCCAAUGGGAAUGGAACCAAUCAACAAUCGCCACAUUCUAAGCCUUCUGACCAGGGGGGAAGGGAGACAGAAUCACCAAACCAUGUCACACCAGAAAGCGAUGGGCAUGGUGACGCAGGAGAUCAAAUAAUUGAUGCGAGUAGACUGUUGGCUCAUCAGAAACUCAUUCAUGAGCAAAAUGGGUUUGUCAUGGAGAAUUGUAAGAGUCCCAAUGUGUCUAAAACAAGAAGUGGUUCAGCAGAAGAGAGCACCAACACCCCUACUUCUCACGGUUCAUGCCAAGGAAGCCCUGCCAAUGGAACUGCUCAGUUAAAUGGUCAAUUCGUUUCCUCUAUCCAAAAAGAAGGUAUUUCUGUGGGGAGAUCAUCAGCUUUGGCAUUUCAACUAACUGAUACAAAUCCACCUACUGCCUAUACUGUCCCUGAUGCUACUAUCACCACACAACAUCAAGCACCAUUGGGUGGAAUGCUAAUAGAGGAUGCAGGAAGCUCAAAAGACUUGAGAAACCUCUGUGGUUCAACAGCAGAGUUUUGUCAGGCCGAGCAGGUCCCAGAAUCUAGUUUUAUCAAACUUCCAUGUCCUGAUCAAGCCUCAAAGCAGACUCUGGCUCCUCUCACUGAUGAGAUGCCACAUGUUACAACUACCCUAGAUGUUGGAACAGUUACCUUUAAGGCAACUUACGGAGUAGAUAUUUUUAGGUUUCGGCUUUCUCCGGCUUCUGGCAUGGUCAAGUUGAAGGAUGAAUUGGCCAAGCGGCUGGAGUUGGAAGAGGGUACAUUUGAUAUCAAGUAUCUGGAUGACGACUAUGAGUGGAUUUUGCUGACUUGUGAUGCAGACUUGCAUGAGUGUAUGGACGUGUCGAGGUCAUCUGGUGGACGUAUGGUCAGACUGUUGGUGCAUGACAUAGUUGCCAACUUUGGCAGCUCUUGUGAGAGCUCAGGCAAUUGAGGAGAAACCACAUCGUAAAGCAGGUAAACUU